AUGAUACCAAAAUUACAUCCACCAUAUCGAUUUUUUUUAAUCCUUCUUGGAAUAAAUCUAUUAUGCAAUGAUCUACUCGGAAAUUAUAAUUCACAAGGAAGUGUAAAAGCAUGGACUAUAUUCAAUCCCGCGUCUGCAGAUUAUAAUGACGAAAAUACUUUUGCUUCAAGACCAAUGGAUUUUGAUCGUACAGAUAUUCCUAAAAACAUUCUCAUCGGAUCUUACAUUGGGGGAAUGAGCCAUCUUCGUCCAGCACUAGAAAUAACGAAAAUUCUAACAGAACGUGGAUACAAUGUAGCUCUGGUAUCACCAGGAAAUUUUACACAUCCAAAUUAUCCAAAAGUCAAACAUUUUUCAACUGGCCCAAGACACAAUCCACGUGAUAUGCCUGAGAUUUAUCAUGAAUUAUUCGUAGAAGAGUUUACAUUUUUUAAAGCUUUAAGUCAACAAGCGGUUUCGAAUUCCAAAUAUUUAAGUAGAUUUGAAACUUAUACGAAAGCCGCUUUAGAAUUUAAACCUGAUUUAUUCCUCUGCGAUCAUUUCCUUAACGAAGCUUGUUAUGACACUGCUUGGAAAUUGAAAAAACCUAGUAUUGGCAUUAGUUCCUGGUUGACUCCUACUGUAGGCAUUGCACCUACUUCUAACUCAAUAGAAAGGAUAAAAAAUACAUUAUUUUUUGCUGACACAUUUUUUGGUUUUGAAACUCCAAGCCAUCUACCCCCUCUUAUUCAAGAAAUUGGACCUGUAAUGCAGGAUGAAUAUGAACCAAUGACUCCCAUUCUAUCCUCAUUUAUCGCGAAACAUAAACGAACAAUGCUUGUAGCGUUCGGUACUCAUGUGUAUACCACACCUGAAAACAUUGGAACCUUGAUUCAAUCCUUCAUCGAAGCAAUCGAUCGUAAAGUAAUUGAUGGAAUAAUCUGGGCGCUUGUGCAAAUAUCUCAUGAGGAUAUUCCUUCGACUAUAUCAUUAUCUGAUGGUUCCACUAUAUCAACCGAUGAAAUUCUAAAUAAUCAAAAUCCUCAUAUUCAUGUUUCUCAAUUCUUACCACAAUUUGCUCUUUUAAAUCAUACAAAUGUCAAAGUAUUUUUAUCUCAUGCGGGCAAAGGAAGUUCACAUGAGGCUUUAUACACGGCAACUCCAAUGUUAACUUUACCAAUAGCUUUUGAUCAAAUGGGAAAUGCUGAGGCAUUAGAAGCUGCUGGUGUGGCUUUAACUUUAUCGAAACUUAAUCUUAAAGUUGAAGAUAUAAUUUCUAAAAUUGAACAAUUGCAAACUGAUGAAAGUAUUCAGAUUAAUUCUAGAAGAAUGCAGGUAUUAGCAAGGAUUAAUAGCAAGAGAAAUCAAAUAAUAACUGAUGAUAUUAAUAUGAGGAGAAAUGGUUUUACAAAUUCUUAUUUGAAUGAAUUAAUUACACCAGACACGAGAAUGGGUUUUAUUCGAGGCAAGUACCUUGACGUGUUUGGUGUAUUAUUUUGUGGAAUUUUGAUUAUUUUAGGUUAA
Molecule: messenger RNA, 1503 nt
Organism: Cetraspora pellucida
Lineage: Eukaryota; Fungi; Glomeromycota; Glomeromycetes; Diversisporales; Gigasporaceae
Source: the annotation of a GenBank genome assembly